Messenger RNA from Clarias gariepinus (North African catfish), 1908 nucleotides. RefSeq names its product nei-like DNA glycosylase 1 (gene neil1). Gene Ontology annotation, biological process: base-excision repair. The transcript is spliced from 9 exons. Gene Ontology annotation, cellular component: nucleus. Gene Ontology annotation, molecular function: zinc ion binding; nucleic acid binding; DNA N-glycosylase activity. Lineage: Eukaryota; Metazoa; Chordata; Actinopteri; Siluriformes; Clariidae. The record is from RefSeq and is a predicted model, not a curated record. The coding region runs from base 466 to 1662 and encodes 398 amino acids.
CUCUAAAUGUAGAUGUUUGUUUUUAAAUCAGCCUGUUUUAAAGGCUUUUUUCGUGUUUCUGGUGAAAACCUUGUGUGUCAUAGUUAUCAAGUGUAUAUGUGGGAUAAGAUGAACAAAUUACUUCGCUGUGUGCGGUUAAAAGAACAUGAUGAAUUUCAGAAGUUAGCAUUAGCUUUAAAAAAAAAAAAAAACUGAAAGAGUUAAUACACUAGCUCGCGCGCAGGAAAUAACGCUACGCCUCGGCUUCCGCUUCGUAAAAAUGGCGGUGUUUUGUAAAACAGCGUGAGUAAAGUACUUUAGUGUACCGUUAGACACAGCGUUUUGCUGGUUCACGUUGACUAUAUAACUGUGCAACAACUUGGAUUUAGUUUUUCUAGCUGCACGCCGUAGUGGGGAUCACCCCUAACACCUCCUGCUGUUUAACUUUGUCGUCAUUAGUAUCUGUUUAAUUUGAAACAGGGUCCAAUGCCUGAGGGUCCUGAGCUGCACCUGGCCAGUGUGUUUGUGAACACGACAUGUGCAGGUGUGAUUUUCACUGGCGCUGUGGAGAAGUCUGAAGUGAGUAAAGGAGCCGAGGUGUCGUUCUCCAGCGAUGCGUACCGGAUCAGUGCCACAUCCAGAGGAAAAGAAGUGCGACUCUCACUCACUCCGAUCAAGACUAAAAAAUCAGGGCUAAACCAGUUGCCUAUGGAUGUGGUCUUUCGGUUUGGGAUGUCAGGCUACUUCCGUUUCACUGCGGCAUCUGAGCUCCCGAAACAUGCCCACCUGCGAUUCUACACUAAGGAGGAUCCUCAGAGAGUGCUGAGCUUCGUUGAUGUCCGCAGGUUUGGCAGCUGGCAUGCUGAUGGAGACUGGCAGAAAGACAGAGGCCCCUGUGUCAUGACUGAGUAUGAGAGCUUCAGGGAGAACGUUUUGUCCAACUUGUCAGACAAGGCAUUUGACAGGCCAGUCUGUGAGGCUCUCUUAAAUCAGAAAUACUUCAAUGGAAUUGGCAACUACCUCCGAGCAGAGAUUUUGUACAGAUUAAAGAUUCCUCCCUUUGUGAAGGCAAGAAGCGUGUUAGAGGGACUUAAUUUAAAACAUGAAGAAACAAAGCACAUAAAAAAGGAGUCCAGCACAGAGAUGGCAAAGAAAGCUGAUGUGGGUGAGAAGAAAACUGAGUCUCCAGACCUCCUCUCUCUCUGUCACACUGUACCACUUGAAGUGAUUAAUCUGGGUGGAAAAGGAUAUGACCCAGGGAAGGGAGAUUUCACAGAAUUUGUUUCCUGGCUGCAGUGUUACAAUGUUGAUGGAAUGAAUUCAGUAAGAGACCACAAUGGAAGAACUAUUUGGUUUCAUGGUCAUCCAGGUCCAAUGGUCCCUAAGGCCUCCAAGGGUCCUAAGACAAAGAGAAAAAUCAAGAAAGAUGACUAUACAGAUACAAAGAAGGAAAAGCUUGUAAAAAUGGAGAAGAGUGUGCCUAAGAAACGAAACAACAAACAGCGGAAUGCUAGCACAACUGGACUAAAAAUAGAAGCAGCUGAUGACGUUGGAAGACCAAAUACACGCAGGCAGAGCAGUUUAUCAGGUCUACAGCAAACCACAACUAAAAGUAUAAGAACAAAAAGUGACACUAAAGCCAAGGCCAGAAAACCUCGCAAGAAGAGCAGUAGAAAUGCUUAAGAACCAUUUUCUUUAUUAUAAAAAAGGCAUGACUGUUGGAUCAGGAGGAUCAUGUGAACCUGUAAAUGACUGCCUCCCAAUUACGUGUGAGAUUUGGUGGGCAGCUGCCUUUGUUAAGCUGUGGUUAAUACACAAAUCAUAUUCGUGCACACCUUUCACAUUAGUUAUGGCUUUGGAUAAUGCUAUUUUGCAUUUUUAACAUGUUGAUCCGUUUCUCAUCUCAAUAAAAACAUUUUCAAAACUCUA